AUGUCUGAACGCCCUUCACGCAAACAAAUCCACUCUACCAUACUACUUCAAUGCGUUGCGUUGCAUCCUCACGACGAUCGACUGUCUGCAUCGAGAUGGCUUUCAACUUUACUUAAAGCUGCUGCGAAGGUCUUCCCAGAGAUUUCAAGUACAGUGGCAUGUGCUGCAGACUGCUUGAUCAAUAUUAUUUCUGACUGCGAGGCUCUCUUAGAAUCAGUCGAUGAAAUGAAGGCUGAUAACUUUGAAUUUGCGCGCGGCGUCGCAGACAUUCGUCGAAAUCGUGCAUAUGUCUCUGUCCCGACGGCCAUCUCAAUAGAACUUGACGGUUCUGAGUUUGUCACUAUCAUUGCAGCCUCAUGUCCCCAAAUUUGGCUUUGUCCAUGUCUAAUCACGACUUUUCAACACUCCGCCAUAGACAGCUUCCUGCGGCCAUCGAGUUGCAGCACACCAUGCCCGCCCAACGAACGUGCAGCAGAGAAUUUCAAUCGAACACAACUGAUCCUCACAAGUACGGUUCAUGGCACAAUGCGUGUGAUGAACAAUCGUGUUGGCUCCUGCACCAAGGUGCUCUAUCAGCGACCUCCUACAGGUCGAGCCUCGAAGGAGCGAUGCAAUGUACCGAAGAUGUCACUAUUUGUUGAUCCCAAAGGUUCGAACGCAGGGCUUUUGGAGAUACCAAAGAUGACAAUUCUAUCAAGACGAUGGGGAUAUUCGGAAGAUGACCGCCGGUAUGCCUCACGUUUGAGGUGGGAGAACGGCCGCACCCGUGUUAGUUUCUAG
Messenger RNA from Didymella exigua CBS 183.55, 780 nucleotides. RefSeq lists its product as uncharacterized. NCBI's taxonomy places the organism in Eukaryota, Fungi, Ascomycota, Dothideomycetes, Pleosporales, Didymellaceae. The coding region runs from base 1 to 780 and encodes 259 amino acids. The record is from RefSeq and is a predicted model, not a curated record. The transcript has 6 exons.